Molecule: messenger RNA, 728 nt
Organism: Octopus bimaculoides (California two-spot octopus)
Lineage: Eukaryota; Metazoa; Mollusca; Cephalopoda; Octopoda; Octopodidae
Source: RefSeq, a predicted model, not a curated record
CUGCAUGAUGGUCAACAUUUGUCGUAUCGCUGCUGCGUUGUCAUGGAGAUUUAAUUUGUUUCUCUAUUUUUGAACAUAACUUUCGUCUCAAUCGGAACCAAGAAUGGCUUUGUACGGAGAUGCUGGCAUUGUAGAUGCUCAUGAUGAAAUCUCUCCAAAAAGACGUUUGCGCCGUAUACCAGAAGCUGAUGAGGAGGAGGAGGAGGAAAUCGAUUUAGCUAGACCUUUGGGCAUUAUACCAGUGCUUGACUAUGGACCUCGCAUGGAUGCAAUUAAGAGAAAACCAGCUAAGAAAUAUCCCACGAUGCAAGAGCUUGAAAAACUUGAUAAAAAGCCGCUUCCUAAGGGAAGGAAAUUGGCAGCACUUCGCCCUUUGGUUGCUGAGACGCCGUCAAUGAUGUUGAGAGGUUAUUUGUCUAGCUCCAGAGUUGGAAUGUUGGAAAGAGACUGUCUCCAGAGUUGGAAUGUUGGAGACACUGCUUGACACGUCCAUGUUCAUGGCCGGCCAGCCGAGAAAGAGCAUGAAUUGAGCGGGAACGUUUAGAUGUUGAAUUCCACGCAUGCACAUGGGACUCUUCCAGUGUUCCUUCCGGAACUAUUCCCUGCGCAUGCGUAGAUGAAAACGCAGUAAUGGCGACUGUACCUUGGCACCAAAUGACGUCACUACACACGUAUACAUACAUACCGGAUGAAAUUAACUCUUUUUACCUCGCAUGCUUUUCCAUUUA